GAGUGUGAGUGUGUGUGUGUGUGUGUGUGUUGACUUGUGUACGCUCUAUUGUUGUUAUGUCAUGAUAAAAGUGCGGCGAAAUAGUUUUGUAUGGUCCUCUUGUGUUCUUUCUUUUUGUUAUAGUCAAUGACUUAGCUGAAUUAUUUAAAUUAAUUUAUAAAAUUGGCGUGAUAUAUGUUCGUUGUUAUUUGAUGAAAAUUUUACUUUUUAUUUCAUUGAACUGAACAACAGAUAUUGUUGAUUAGAAUUCUAAAAUCAUGUGUGGGAAUUGUUUGCAUUUUUAAAUAUUACGUAUUGCGAUAAACUUUCUAAUUAUAUCAAUAAGAAAAUUUUCAAAUCAUCAGAAUGGAUAUUCUGAGAAAUAUUUCGUAUUGUCCGCCAAAUGUGACGAUCUACGAUAUUUGGGUUAAUCAUGGAUUGUCCCACUGUUUCCUCGAUACCGUCAGUUCGGCCGUAUUGGCCGGAUUCAUUAUGAUAGCUGGAACGAUUCAACUAAUUAUGUACCGCAAAUAUGCAAUUCCAAUAGAAGACCCAUCGCAAAUAUCCCGAUCGAAAUUAUACUAUUUGCAAUUGUUUUUAUUGACAAUAAUUCCAUCGCUCGCCGUUCUUCGAUUUAUUCUGGAAUCGUUCCUAUUCCCGGAUGCCCAUCUCUAUGGAUACACGAUUUUAGCUUCAUCGCUAACAUGCAUCUCGUUCCUAUUCUCCAUUUGGCUAGUGUUGAAAGAACGAUUCUAUUUGUUGCCGUCAGUUCCAACUAGAGGUCAUGGUUUAGUUUUACUCAUUUUUUGGACACUGGUCUUUGUCAAUGAAAACAUUUCGGUGAUGAACCUGAAGAAGGAACAAUGGUGGAUUUAUGUUUUUGCAACAAUUCGCGACAAAGUUGAAAUGUCAAUGUUUGUAACUCGGUACGUGUGCAGCUUACUCAUUUUCGUAUUGGGUCUCAAAGCACCGGGCAUUGCGUCGAAUCGCGAAGAUGACUAUAUUCAUCUGGAAAAUGAUGGAAACAAUGAAAAUCGUUCGACUUGGGCAAACGGAUGGAGAAAACUACGAACUCUCAUGCCAUUUUUAUGGCCAAAGAAGAGCUUUGGACUACAAUUUCGAGUCGUGUUCUGCAUUUCUUUGUUGGUUGCGGGUCGUUUUAUUAAUGUGUUGGUGCCAAUUUAUAACCAAAAGAUCGUCGACAGCCUCGCAUCGAAAUCAUUCUGUUGGGAUUGGAUUUUGAUUUACGUUGGCUUCAAGUUUCUCCAAGGUGGCGGCACCGGUUCAAUGGGUCUUCUCAAUAAUCUACGAUCAUUUCUGUGGAUUAGAAUCCAACAGUUUACAACGCGUGAAAUUGAAGUGGAACUAUUCUCGCAUUUGCACAAUUUGUCGUUGCGAUGGCAUUUGGCACGAAAAACGGGCGAAGUUCUACGUAUUAUGGACCGAGGCACAGAUAGCAUUAACAAUUUGUUAAACUACAUUCUCUUCUCAAUUGCACCAACAAUAAUCGAUAUUUUAAUUGCGGUAGUCUUCUUCUCGGUCACAUUCAAUUGGUAUUUCGGAAUCAUCGUUUUCGCAACGAUGGUUCUAUACAUAGCUUUAACGAUCUUGGUAACGGAAUGGCGAACAAAGUUCCAACGACGAAUGAAUUUAGCCGAUAAUGCACAAAAAGCACGUAGCGUCGAUUCUUUGCUGAACUUUGAAACGGUAAAAUAUUACGGAGCGGAAAAUUACGAGGUUGAAGCGUAUCGUGAAGCAAUUUUAAAUUAUCAAAAGGAAGAAUUCAAUUCGAUUGUGACGUUGAACAUGUUAAACACGGUUCAAAAUAUCAUCAUUUGUGGUGGAUUACUCGCCGGAUCACUGCUCUGUGCAUAUCUAGUUGCCGAUAUCAAAACGCUUACACCCGGUCAAUACGUUUUGUUUGCCACCUACAUCAUUCAAUUGUACGUGCCGCUCAAUUGGUUCGGGACAUUUUAUCGGCAAAUCCAGAGAAAUUUCGUCGACAUGGAAAACAUGUUCGAUUUGAUAAAAGAAGAACAAGAAGUGGUGGAUGUGCCAAAUGCACUCGAUAUCUCCCCGGUUCGGGGAUUGAUUGAUUUUACAAACGUUACAUUUGGCUACACUCCAGAUCGGAUAAUUUUGAAGAAUGUUUCAUUCACGGUUUUGCCAGGCAAAACCAUCGCUCUUGUUGGUCCAUCCGGCUCGGGAAAGAGUACAAUCAUUCGUCUUUUGUUCCGUUUCUAUGACAUUCACGGAGGAACCAUUUGUGUUGAUGGACACAAUAUAAAAACUGUCAAACAAAGCUCAUUGCGCAAAGCAAUCGGAGUCGUUCCUCAGGAUACCGUUUUAUUCAAUAAUACCAUCAUGUACAAUAUUAGAUACGGUCGAUUGAGUGCCGGUGAUGCGGAUGUCAUUUCUGCGGCUCGUUCUGCCGAUAUUCACGAAAGGAUUAUGAAUUUCCCGGAAAAAUACGAUACUCAGGUGGGAGAAAGAGGAUUGCGAUUGAGUGGUGGAGAAAAACAAAGAGUUGCCAUAGCUCGAACAAUCUUAAAAGCACCUUCGAUUGUGUUACUGGACGAAGCGACAAGUGCAUUAGACACACAGACUGAACGAAACAUUCAAGCUGCUUUGGCUAAGGUGUGUGCGAAUCGAACGACGAUAAUAGUGGCUCAUCGACUGUCCACAAUCAUACAUGCAGACGAGAUCCUUGUUUUGAAAGAGGGUGAAAUCGUGGAGCGUGGCCGGCACGAAACAUUGGUGUCCAGAAAUGGCAUCUACGCAGAUAUGUGGAAUCAACAACUACAAAACAGUGAUACAGAAUCAGUUAAUGGCAAUUCGGAAGUCGAAGCGAGCCAAAAUUAAGAAGAUUGAAUCUCGGGCAUUGCACAUCACCACUGAAGUGAAAUUCUGAAAAAUUUUAGAUAGUAUUUUUCUGAACAUUGUAGCUAUAAAUUAGUAUAGUAUACUCAAGUGUAAAAAGACAAACAUAUUUCAAAUGAAAGCGGCAAUAAAUAUUGUUUUUAUUCACAAA
Sitodiplosis mosellana (orange wheat blossom midge) is the source of this 3010-nucleotide messenger RNA. It is a transcript of the gene Hmt-1, whose product is annotated as ATP-binding cassette sub-family B member 6. Gene Ontology annotation, biological process: transmembrane transport; heme transport. The record is from RefSeq and is a predicted model, not a curated record. The transcript is spliced from 9 exons. Gene Ontology annotation, molecular function: ABC-type heme transporter activity; ATP binding; ATP hydrolysis activity. Gene Ontology annotation, cellular component: membrane. Lineage: Eukaryota; Metazoa; Arthropoda; Insecta; Diptera; Cecidomyiidae. Bases 346 to 2841 code for a protein of 831 amino acids.